Molecule: messenger RNA, 855 nt
Organism: Camelina sativa (false flax)
Lineage: Eukaryota; Viridiplantae; Streptophyta; Magnoliopsida; Brassicales; Brassicaceae
Gene: TSF
Product: PEBP (phosphatidylethanolamine-binding protein) family protein
Source: RefSeq, a predicted model, not a curated record
GUGUUGAUACUUGAUACAAUAAGAAGCAAUCAUUUGUUGAAAGACUUGAGAGUCAAGAUAUAUAUAUAUAUAUAUAUAUAUAUAUAUAUAUACAUGUCUAUAAGUCGUGGAGAUCCUCUUGUGGUGGGAAGAGUUGUUGGAGAUGUUCUUGAUCCUUUCAUCAGGCUGGUCUUUCUUAGGGUCACUUAUCGCCAAAGAGAGGUUACUAAUGGCUUGGAUCUAAGGCCUUCUCAAGUUCUCAACAAACCAAUGGUGGAGGUUGGAGGAGAUGACCUCAGAAAUUUCUAUACUUUGGUUAUGGUGGAUCCAGAUGUGCCGAGUCCAAGCAACCCACACCUCCGAGAAUAUCUGCAUUGGUUGGUGACUGAUAUACCUGCCACAACUGGAACCGCCUUUGGUAAUGAGAUGGUGUGUUACGAGAGUCCACGUCGCCCUUCGGGAAUCCACCGUAUGGUGUUGAUAUUGUUCCGGCAACUCGGAAGACAAACGGUUUAUGCACCCGGGUGGCGUCAACAGUUCAACACUCGUGAGUUUGCUGAGAUGUAUAAUCUUGGUCUACCUGUGGCUGCUACUUACUUCAACUGCCAGAGGGAGAAUGGUUGUGGAGGAAGAAGAACGUAGAUGCCUUACUUACUUUAACUAUUGCAGUAUUCCCCUAAUAAUGAGGUUAUUUAAGCAUCUAUAGUCUAUGUAAUAAUAAUUUAAAAGAUACUAGCAAAAAAUAAAGUGAUGUAUACAUGUGCAUCUACAUAAAGUAGUGUCUACUUUUUUUUUAAGUAAUAAUUGAGAGGGAAGAAAGAAUGUGUGUACGAGAUAAAAAGCCUUUUAUCAGAUAAAAAGUGAUGUUGUAAGAUA